Hydractinia symbiolongicarpus is the source of this 1271-nucleotide messenger RNA. RefSeq names its product bone morphogenetic protein 6-like. NCBI's taxonomy places the organism in Eukaryota, Metazoa, Cnidaria, Hydrozoa, Anthoathecata, Hydractiniidae. The transcript has a single exon. Gene Ontology annotation, cellular component: extracellular region. Gene Ontology annotation, molecular function: cytokine activity; growth factor activity. Gene Ontology annotation, biological process: SMAD protein signal transduction; BMP signaling pathway. Bases 746 to 1222 code for a protein of 158 amino acids. The record is from RefSeq and is a predicted model, not a curated record.
AUUUUGGCUAGCUAUGUAGCCAGUGAUUAGUUUAGUUACAAAAAAAUGGAGUUGGCUAGUGAUUUAGGAGCUAUUUUGUCAAAUUAAGCAUUACGAAAUUAAAUUCUGACAGACUUCGUUUUGUUUAGCUUUGUUAAAUUUUAAACAAGCAGUUAACAAGAUGACACAAUACUUUAAAACAACGUUUUAUCACGUGAUAAUAAUAAUAUAACCCUCAGAAAGUGAAGUUACAUUUGAUAUGAAUCCAGGAACUCAAUAAAAAUAAACGCUCAAAAAUAGCAACCUGGAAUUUUACGUAGCUUAAUUCGUCACAAAAUGAAUUGAAAAACAACUCAACAACAAAAUCCAAAUAUAUAAAAAAUAUGAUUUAAAAUGUUGCAGAAUAAUGUAAACAAACCACAACUGUUCCUAACGAAACAGCCAAAUAUAUUUGUGACGAGGUUCCGGCCGUACGAUGGUAAUAUAAGAAAAACAAUGAAACAGUAACUUUGACAGACAGCGUACCCCAGCAAAACUUGUGUGAAUAGUAAAAUCGCUACCGACAGGGUAAAAUAGCGGCGAAAUUUCAACCCCGGACGCGGAGAAGCGAGGAAUCCAUAAACCAGUUUUGCAAACCGUGGUUUAUCCUGAUUUGUUUCGACAUCAGGCGUAAAAUUCAGAAAAAACGGGUUACACUUCAACUUUUAAACCGAAUUUUUGCUUGCGUAUUUACACCAGUACAUCAUAGCUAUAUUCGCCUACGUGUAUGUUAUUUAUAGUUCAUUACAUAUCUAUUUUUGUAGGAAAUGUAGUGGAAAACAUCGCAGAAUGUGAAAAACUAGCAACAGCUGAACAAUCUACAAAGUGUCGCGAACAAGGUGAUAAAAGAGAUAAAGACAACCGGCUAAAAAAAAUCGAAGAAAUACGCAAAACUGAAUGCCGAAAAGUAGACUUAGACGUGGCUCUUAAAUCUUUGGGAUGGAAUCCUAACCUCAAUCCCAAAACAUUCCCGCGGAAUUAUUGCGUUGGAGAAUGUACGUAUUCGGAUUCGUACUCUUCUGUGGAAUACUCAAAUCAUGCUAUGAUUCAAUCUAUAUUACGUCAAAAAAAAAUACAUCGUAUGCCAAAACCGUGCUGUGCCCCAAACAAGUUCGCAGAUCUAACUUUAUAUUCGUCAGUAGGCAACCGUACUAAAGUUCAUGUAAGAAAGGAUUUUACUAUCUUGGGCUGUUCAUGUCAAUAAACGAUGGGAUAUAAUAAUUAUUAUAUGUUAAUGGAGUAAAAUUGAUUCU